Strongylus vulgaris is the source of this 444-nucleotide messenger RNA. NCBI's taxonomy places the organism in Eukaryota, Metazoa, Nematoda, Chromadorea, Rhabditida, Strongylidae. The record is from the annotation of a GenBank genome assembly.
AUGAACAUACCACCGCCAAAGAUCCCGAAACCUGCAGUAGAUGAAGAUGCGAGCAAUACAAUACAGUCUACCGAGGAGAAUUCUCAGGUGACAGCGCAAAUGAACAUACCACCGCCAAAGAUCCCGAAACCAGCAGUAGAUGAAGAUGCGAGCAAUACAAUACAAUCUACAGAGGAGAAUUCUCAGGGUGAGCAACGCGGCGGUAAACAGUUUUGGCGACACGGUGUUGCCUUGUUAAACUCCCUUCGAGAUUGGUAUGUUAAGGGGACGAUGGAAAAGCUGUACCGUCGUAGAGCAGUUCUUGCAGUAGUCGGCCAGUGUCCUCAUGUAAGUCAGCGAAGAUUAGAACGAGAGGUAGGCGGUACUCUCGGCAAAAUUCGUCCCAAGCUGUUUGUGCGAAGCAUUGAGGCACUUUCACCAAAGGCUCUCAGUCCUCUAAGAAGC